AUGCAAUCUACUAUUGAUAAUAACACCGAUGCUCAUUCCUUUCAACACUCCCUAUCAAACCUCGAACUUCCUAAUUACAACUUCUCUGAUGCUCAAUAUCCGCUGUCUCCCGAGACGAUGCUAGAUAUCAUAAUUGCGCGGCGCAUUCCUCCAAACAUUCUUAGAAAAAUUGAAAGUCGAAUCUACACACCUUUAAGAGACCUUGUCAGACCACGGCAAAUAAAAUCACGUCGUCGUGCUGGUCCACCUCGGCCACAGAAUAUGUACAUUCUAUAUCGGAGGGAUUUACAGAAUAAGAUCAAUCAAGUCAAAGGUCGCGAUGUUGGUAGUCAGCUACAAUUUGUAUCCAAAAUUGCGAGCAGGGGGUGGGAACACAUAGAUCCCGAAACUCGGCUAUUAUAUAAUUAUAUAGCCGAGUGCGCAAAGGACUAUCACAGCUACGUUUUUCCUGGAUACUCUUAUAAACCUAAAAAAAAAUCGAUACGUGUGUUCAGCAUGAACGAAAGUACGGACGAUACGCUUAGUCCAUCAACCUUAUACGAAACUCAACCGAACGUCACGUCUAUUAAUUAUACGGCUGCGCACAAUAAUAUUAAUUCUUAUUCAUCCUCCCCUUUAUUUACUUCAUUAUCUUCCCCUGUUUUCAAUAAUCCUGCUUUUAUUGAUCAAAGAAAUAGGGAUGGUAUUUAUAAUUGGACUGUAGGCAGGCCACUGCUUGAUUAUGGUGUUACCGCGAUCAAUCCAUCGUGCAGAAAUUUACCUCCACUUUGCCAACCAACAAUUCGUAGCCAUGUUGAUCGUGGACAUCUUUCCUCAGUUGACAGACAAGUGCGUUUGUAG
Molecule: messenger RNA, 840 nt
Organism: Paraglomus occultum
Lineage: Eukaryota; Fungi; Glomeromycota; Glomeromycetes; Paraglomerales; Paraglomeraceae
Source: the annotation of a GenBank genome assembly